Molecule: messenger RNA, 451 nt
Organism: Populus euphratica (Euphrates poplar)
Lineage: Eukaryota; Viridiplantae; Streptophyta; Magnoliopsida; Malpighiales; Salicaceae
Product: 60S ribosomal protein L39
Exons: 3
Coding region: 104-259 (51 amino acids)
Biological process (GO): translation
Cellular component (GO): cytosolic large ribosomal subunit; ribosome
Molecular function (GO): structural constituent of ribosome
Source: RefSeq, a predicted model, not a curated record
CGUUAAAUUCUCGUUUCUAUAAAACUUCGAAACAAGGCAAACUAGGGUUUCUAUCGCGAUCGGCUGCUCCAGUCUCCAGCCUUCAAGCCCCAGACCCGCGAAAAUGCCGUCACACAAGACCUUCAGGAUCAAGAAGAAGCUGGCGAAGAAGAUGAGGCAGAACAGGCCCAUCCCUCACUGGAUCCGCAUGAGAACUGACAAUACCAUCAGGUACAAUGCGAAGCGCAGGCACUGGCGCCGUACCAAGCUAGGGUUUUGAGCUGGAAGAAAUGAUUUGAAGUUUGAGCUGUUUAAGUGCUUUUUAGUUUUUAAUUUUGCGAGACUUUAAAAUAUUCACAAGUCUUACUUAGAUGUGAAUUUGAAGGGAUUGCUGUUUAAUUUUGAGUUUGCUUUUAUAUUUCAACAAAUGGCUAAGACUGAUUCAGGCUAAUGUGAUAGUCUUUGACGUUUA